AUGCAACCGGGGAUCAAGACAGCGAGCUCGUCGGCUCUCGUCGACGUGUCCAUCGACGGCAAACCCGCAUGCAUGGGCUAUGACCACGAGUUUCUCUUUGUCGUGCGCGGCCAUCUUCGGCAUGUCGACACCUCCGACAUCAGCAAAGCGCAUGUUCGCGUACCCUUGGCGCUCGUCCUCAAUGCCUCCUUCGUCUCGGACUCGGAUGGCGGCUCGCUCCUCGUGCGGCUCCUUUCUCCGCCCGUGCAGGCACAGGCUCGCGAGAAAUCCGUCCCUUUUGCUUUCCUCAAGAAGGCAAAGAUCCAACCAGCUUGCAUGGAGUCGCUCACACAAGAGGCGUACGAGGCACUCUCCUCUUCGGCGCGGGCAGAGCGCUUGAGGGAGCAACUCGAGGGACCGUGCUCAAGCCUUCGCUUGGUCAAGAUCGAGGCCCGUGUGCUUGCGGGCAAGGAUGGCGUCGACUCGGAAGCAAAAGCGCAGGCUUGGGUCGACGACGUCAUGUCCCGGACAUACAAAGACGUCAAGCCACACAAGCGCAUCAAGGUGCUCGUCAACCCAGCUGGAGGACCGGGCAAGGCAAGGCAACUGUUUGAGGGCCGCGCCCGCCCCAUCAUGGAAGCCGCAGGGUGCAAGCUCGACGUCACCAUCACCUCGCACCGCCUGCACGGACUCGAAAUCGCCCGCGACCUGAAGAUCCACGACUACGACGCUGUCGCCAUCGUCAGCGGCGACGGACUUCUUCAUGAGGUCCUCAACGGCUUUGCGACACGAGCCGACGCCCAGAGUGCGCUUUCCCUGCCCAUCGCUCCCAUCCCGGCCGGCAGCGGCAACGCCAUGUCGAUCAAUCUCCUCGGCGUCCAGCAGGGCUUCAGCCUGGCCCUAGCGUGCCUCAACAUCAUCAAGGGUCGUCCGAUGAAGCUCGACCUGCUCAGCGUGACACAGCCCGCAUCCGCGUUUCCCCCCGGAAUUCCCGUGCCGGGCCGGCCACCGACCCAGUCUCUGGGCAAGCACGCAGCUAAAGCUAGGCGAGACGCUGCGCUCAACGCGAGCGUAAGCGAGAGCGUGCGUGGCUCCGAAGAUGUGGCGCGGAUCAUCGAAGCACCAUCCAAGCCUUUUGUUCAGUAUUACUCCUUCCUCUCCCAGGCUAUCGGCAUCGUUGCUGAUCUCGACCUAGGUACUGAGCAUUUGCGCGCUCUCGGCGAUACGCGCUUUGUGAUCGGAUAUGCCACUUCGGUGCUGCGCAAUGCCCAGUGCGAGGUGGAUGUGGACAUCAAGCUCGGCACGCGCGGCACCAAGAGCAGAGCCGAAAUGCGCGAGCGCGUCCUGGCCUUCAACAAUGCGAGUCGUUCGACCGAUGACGAUCCGCAAGAGCAGCAAGCUGACGGCGGUGCCGCUUCGUCAAGCCUUGUUCACGGUGCCGUGACUGAGCCGCUCACGGCGGAUGCAACGACGCCGCCACCGUUCGACCUCAACGACCCUUCAUGGUCGCACUCGUUCCUCACUCAACGGCACUCGAUCCGACAUCAAGCGGCGGCAGAUCCGUCGUCUGAGGCUGGUGCGACUUCCGCCGACGGGUGGGCGCGCAUUCAGGAGCCGAUCGCGAGCCUGUACGGCGGCAAGAUCCCGUACGUGAGUCGCGACCUGAUGCAGUUCCCUUUCGCGCUUCCGAACGACGGCACGAUCGACGUGGCGAUGAUGCUGCAUGCGGGUGGGCGCGCAGCCAAGCUGCCGGAGAACGGGUAUGCGGAAUCGGGCCAGCUGGUGUAUCAAAAGUCCAUGACGUACGUCAAGGUCGAGGCGCUGCGUGUGACGCCGCGGCGCAAGGAGGGCGACAAGAAGCUCAAGAACGGCGGACUGAUCAGUAUCGAUGGCGAAAAAGUGCCAUACGCCGCUUUUCAGGUGGAGGUGGCGCAGGGCAUGCAGUACUCGGUGCUGUCGCUCUACGGACGCUUCUGCGCUGCAGUGCCGGAGCCGCCCUCGGUGUCGUGA
Moesziomyces aphidis is the source of this 1989-nucleotide messenger RNA. The record is from the annotation of a GenBank genome assembly. NCBI's taxonomy places the organism in Eukaryota, Fungi, Basidiomycota, Ustilaginomycetes, Ustilaginales, Ustilaginaceae.